AUGAGCGGCGUCCACGAGGACGCCGCUGAACCAACAAAAAUGAAACCCUAUCCUAUUGGUCGCCGUGGUGCACGGCGACCGCGUGACGGAUUCCCGUCACACAGACCCACUGAAGGAACGGUUUGUGGAGCUGCCCGAUGGUUUACGUACGCGCGGAAGAAGCUUCACCACAUCUGGCGUGGCAGCGACUAUGCGUUUCCAUCAUUGACGAAGGUAAUGUUGCUAUCUGACAUUGGCGAACCAUUGAACAUUAUCGCUGAGGCCGCUGGAAUCAGCCGAAACCUGCUUGGUGACGAGAUUUGGUUUACAUCCCACUGUUUCCGUCGAGGUGGUGCACAGUAUCAGUUCAUGUUUGCCCCUGAAGAUCGACGGUGGUCACUGAAGCUCGCGAAGUGGUGGGCAGGAUAUCUGCUCGACGACGUACUGGAUCGAGAAGAGAACCAGCUGGGCGACUCGCUGGCUCUGGAUGCGGCGUCGUGCAGUAGCGCGACUCUUGAAGGUAUACCGGAUAUCGACUAUGGAGGCUCCCAGUUAUCAGACGACACUACGCAGGAUACUCAGCCUACGACCGAAUCAGCAGAUCGAGUCGUUAUCUCAACUAUCCGUCGUGCUGAUCCUACCAGCUCUAUCAUUGACAAAGCCAUCUCCAAUAGAAAGGACGCAGAACGACGGGCGGCGUUGAGAGGAGAUUCGCCAACGGAGUUUCUGCUCAAGCAGCUCGAGACCAACGGGCUUUUCUACAAAGUAGACGUGAACCCCGACAAUUCGCGACUUAGAUCGCUGUUUUGGUCACACCCGGAUAUCCAAGACAUCUACGGCUGGAACUCGGAUGUCUUGAUUUUAGACUGCACGUACAAGACAAAUUCGUUCGACUUGCCUUUGCUCAACAUUAUCUCAAUGACUAACACGAAUAAGGUCUUGCCGAUUGCGCAGUGCUGA
This is a messenger RNA of Phytophthora nicotianae INRA-310, 939 nucleotides long. RefSeq lists its product as hypothetical. The transcript is spliced from 4 exons. The record is from RefSeq and is a predicted model, not a curated record. Lineage: Eukaryota; Oomycota; Peronosporomycetes; Peronosporales; Peronosporaceae. Bases 1 to 939 code for a protein of 312 amino acids.